Molecule: messenger RNA, 3840 nt
Organism: Paramuricea clavata
Lineage: Eukaryota; Metazoa; Cnidaria; Anthozoa; Malacalcyonacea; Plexauridae
Source: the annotation of a GenBank genome assembly
CCUUUGAAGGAAAAAAACAUCACACUCGUUGGUGUUCGGGAAAAUCUGGUGGACAAAGUUUGGCCAAAUCGCCCGACUGAAGAGGCAAAGAAAGUCGCUGUUCAACCCUAUAAAUACACAGGUUGAGAAUUUAUUCUUAAAUCGACCGCAUGACGUAUGGAUUAUUAAUUAGUAUGUAAGAAAUAUAAUGUAUUCAACGAAAAUACCGCGAAACAUUGUUUAGUCUGUAAAAUAAUUAUUCAGGGAAAUAUUGGUAUGACAAAGUAAAAGAUGUGCAGAAAGAAAUGAAGAAAGUUGAUGCGACAGCUCAUGUUGUCCAGGAGUUGGAUUCCAUCGCUUGUAAGUACAUUUCUUAGAAAAAGAAGAAGCGGCCAUUUUCCCUCCCGUCUCCGUGAAGCCCUUGGCGAGGAGAACCUUUGAUAAAUUAACCCAUUGAGUCGCAUUGCGCCCGGAUGCGCCCUACUUUAUUAUUUUACUCUGUCUAAUGCCAGACGAUUUUACUCGUCAAGGGGAGAGCGCUGGCGCUUAAUGGGUUAAUGUCAUUUUAUGUUGUAGCAACUGAACUUGAUCAGUAAUACCGUUUUGCUCUCCAUAUACAAGUCACCCGAAAAUAAACCUUUCCUCUUAUAACCAAAAUUUUGAUUUAGGCAAGUGUAGACAAAUAUUUCAUCACAGCUUGAAAGAGCAUCACAAAAUUAGUAAUAUUCCAAAGUUUCGUUGCGAAAUGUUGUAAUAUGGGGGAAAAUAGAGCCUUGCGAAGUUUGCAAUUUUCAGUCAUUUUAGAUUACAAACGGGAAAUUGCAGCCCCAACACCCGAAUCGGAUGUCAAUUUCCCGUUUGUAAUACAAAAUGACUGAAAAACGGCAAACUUCGCAAGGCUAUAUUAUCCGCAUUUUACAAGAUUUUGCAACAAAACUUUGGAAUAUUACUAAUUUUGUGAUGCUCUUUCAAACUGUGAUGAAAUUUUUGUCUAGAUCGAAAUUUUAGUUAUAAGGGGAAAGGACCAUUGGUACGACUAAUUAUGGCGGAAUUUUGCCCACAUCUAUCCGCAAGAAUCCCCUUGUGAAUAUAUGGGACCGGACAAAUUUGCGUACAGUACGAAUUCAGACUCUUGUGAACUUUGUCUUGUUAAAAUUCUUUUAGGGUUGCUAAAUGUGCGUGGCAAGGAGAUCCCGUACAACCCAGUGUUCUUUGCUUAUGUCAUCGUGACGGUGGAUAAAGUACUGUAAGUGGGUUUGUUAUUUUCUUCGCAUUUUUAUCGCAGAAUGAAGCACGGUUGACGGUUAUCGCGGUUGACGAUUAUCGCUCUGAGUUAAGCCUGCUACUGUAGAGCGAGGAUAUCAGCUUAGGUAGUGAUAAUAACACCAGAAAGCUGUGAAUUGAGACGGAUUCAACGACCUGAAAAUACAAAUAAGACUUGAGACGUCGAAGUUUUGCUUGUUUUUUCAAGGAAGUGGAAUUCCUCUCAAUCUAUAUCUUUAAAGUAUUUACAUUUAUUGAGGUAUUUACUGUUAAAGGUUGGAUAACUUUCCUGUGUUUGACAAACUCGUGUACUGUAUUAAAGUACAGUCUAGCUCUUCAGUGUGUCAAGGGCUGAUCUUUCGCUUUCCUUCCCUCGCUUCAAAUUAACAUUUACUAUUUGGGUUUCUAAACUCUGCUAAGGCUUCCGCUGACCUCAAAGCGGUGAACACAUUUAUCCAAACUCAGGAUUUUUUGUCUUCGUUUAUAGAUUUUUCGUAAAUUCUUCUAAGAUCAGUGACACUGAGGUGCAGAAACAUUUACAGUUGUCGACUUGUUCCGGCAAGACAUAUUGUAUCACACAGAUGGCCUACGAUUCAAUUGCAGAUGAACUGAAGAAACUUAGUGCUGAUGACACUGCUAAGAUAUGGGUGUGUGUAUGGAGCAUUAGUCCUAACCAUAGCCACAGAAUAAGGCACACAGAAGGUCGACUCGAGUAACCGCUGCCACGCCAUGAUUGAUCAUCAAAAUGCUGACGCCAUUGUCCUAGCCAGUGCGAGUUUGGCAUCCCCCCUGGACGUCCGCCAUUUUGAGUAAUAUCAGGGGGUGAAUGCCUCUCAAACGCGCACUGGCUAGUACCAUGGCGUCAGCAUUUGAUGACGAAUUACGGGUUACGCCAAAAUCAUAGGAAAAUCGUAGGAAAAACCAAGAAGUCGGCCUUCUGUGUACCUUAUUCUGUGCCAUAGCGGAACGUUUUAGUUGCGGGUGAAUAUGGCAUAGUUCGUUCAUGUCUGACAGCGGGCUUCGAACCUGAACAGGGCCAAUCAGACAACAGCAUAUUUCCCUGACUAUAAUUUCAUCUUGCUCGCUUGUGAGAAGAGUGCUUCCAGUUUGCCUCUACCAAACAGCGCAGCUUUUUCUCCGAGUAUUCCGCUUUUCUCUGUUCUACACUGAACCAACACUCCAAUAGGGGAAUGGUAUUUACUGAACCUUUGAGGAAAAUAGUUUAGGUCUGAUAGAGCUAUCCAGUAUAAAUAAAGUUAGAUUAGUUUAGGUUUCCUUCUCUAGUAACACGGGAUCAAUAACAGAUGACUCUUACUGGACGUCAAAGAAAAGCAGCUAGCUAGAGGUAUGCAGUAACAUUAGUUUAUUUAAGGACCAACGUACUAAUUGUAGGAAUGUAAAUUCAUAUCUAUUUCUAGUUGAGUCCGAAAGAUAGUCAUGCCUUGAGAUUGGAUGUCCCGACUGUGAGUAUGAUCAUUCAGUGAUCGGAAUGUUCCGUUGUCUUUUCAUUGUUUUCAAAAUCUCACUGUCCUCCAUGUCAUCCAGUCAUGAUCCAGUGACUGUAAUGUACCAUUGUCUUUUCAUUCUUUUCAAAAUCUCCAUAUCAUCCAGUCACGAUUCAGUGAUCGGAAUGUUCCAUUGUCUUUUCAUUCUUGUGAAAAUCCCACUGUUCUCCAUGCCAUCCUGUCAUGAUCCAGUGAUCGGAAUGUUCCAUUGUCCUUUCAUUCUUUUCAAAAUCUCCAUAUCAUCCAAUCACGAUCCAGUGACCGGAAUGUUCCAUUGUCUUUUCAUUCUUGUGAAAAUCCCACUGCUCUCCAUACAAUGCAGUUACUUAUUGUGUUGAUUAUAUUAACAUUUAUUUCCUCAUUCUCUGUAGGAAAAGGUGUAUAAAGAGUGGUCUCCUAUCCGUUUAAUGAAAGGCAAAAAGAACGACGUUGAAUUGAAAGGAAUGAGAUACGCAAACGUAAGUUGGAAUACUUCACGACUUUGUUCACAUGGGAUUCGAUAAAAUCGGAAAGGAGCUUCAAUUUCCGAUUUCUUUGGCGUUCACGUGGAACACACGAAACUGGGCGAAUUGAAACAGAACAUAUGACACCGGAUAAUUUAGUACGUCUAAUUUUAGCAAUACUUCUUUCAUCUAAUUUUUAUUAUUUCUUACUUUCGCAGCUCAAAGACUCGGUCGCCUUGGCAGAAUUCUUUUUGUACGCAGAAGAGCAGGUGAACGUUCUUGGACUGAUUCUGUAGUUUUUCAAUAUUAUGAUCAUUGUCACCAGCGUCAUCAUCACCAUUAUCACCAUCAUCUGACGUCAUCAUCACCACUAUCAUAACCUCCACCAUUACCAUUACACCAUCAUCUGAUCAUCAUCAUCAGCACUAUCACCAUCAUAACCCCAACCAUCAUCAUCACCACUAUAUCGCCAUCAUCACAAGCCCCACCAUCAUCAUCACCUGAUUACAAUUGCAAGGCCCCAGCUUAAUUGUUUAUCUUAAUGCCAGUAUUUUGAUAACUGAAUGUAAUGUUUAUGAUGUUAUAAAGGUGAAGAAAAAAGCAAAGAUUACUGAACUCUCGUUGGAAAAGAAAAUGGAAGAAUUCCGAAG